CUUCACUUUAUCUUAUUGUUGUCUUGCCUGAACUGUCAUCUUUCCCGGUGUUGAUACAUUUUUGUGGAGUGAUUUUGGACCUUGGCUAUCCUACUAAAACUCAUCCCCGUCAUUCCUUUCGGAUCGACUCGUAUUUGAAAUACCGAUUGUCCCACUUGAAGCGCUAGAUAAUCUUGCUGCCUGCCUUCCCAGCGUCAGCGGCUGUGUCUGGUUUCUAGAAGGCUGCAGGUUAUCUAAUCGUUUAUGCGCGAUGGAUCACCGUUGACGAGCCUAAAGGUCACUUGAGUUCAUUGAAAUCAACCCCGACACCCUGCCAUUUUCCCCAGAUAUCCGUGAUGGACCAUGAAGAGGAGGCUCCUCCGCCGUAUUCCGCUGUCGAUCCGCUCACUCGAAAUGCCAUUGCAUCGGCCGAAGUGAAUCGGGUCAUACUCCGUCUCCGAGGGGGAGAUGUCUCAUUUGGGGAUACUGCAUCAAGCGAUAGCUCCAGUUCCGUUGUACUCGCCUCCUCUCCGCUUACGCCCGCCAACUUCACCUCCGCUGCCGCUUACUUUGUUGAACGCCCAGUCCCUACCGUUGACAAUGGACGGCCGGUCCUCGAGCAUCACCUAACCAUCUACCCCCGGAGUCAAUCUAAGGACUUCCCUCGUCGCCCUCGUUGCUGGGGUUCACGCACUGAGCACAUCAUCCAGCAGGACUGGGACAUGUUCUUGCGAUAUUUGUUUCCUCCACAUCUCGGCCUCGCCUCCUCCUCCGAUCAAUUACCUCGCCAGGUUAGGGCUCAGAUCCAACGAGAUCGCAAAGAUCGCCCACAAGAGACAGAUGAGCAGCGCCGGAAGCGAAUAUCGGCCGUUAUCACAGAAUGGAACCAAUACUUCUUCGAACCCCGCGCAACGUGCAUCACAUUUUCCUACGUCACCGACCCACAAAAUGCACCGGCAUCUCCUCUUUGCCCUAGAUGCUAUCCUGCUGCCACGCGGGUCUCGCAGGAGAAUCGGACAGCGGUGACGGUGCGGCCUACUCCAUCAUUAACUUCGAGACAACCCAUGUCACCUCUGUCGCCUCCAGCAAGUAAUCGCCACUCUCCUGCACCUUAUGCAUACCCGAGUCCACAACAUCCACAGCUGCCUCCUACUCCACAUACACCCUACGGUGUUCCUCAAUACUACCAUCCUCCACCUCCUCACCAUCCUACAUACCCUUAUACCCCCCAGCCACAUAUUCCCUAUCAACACAACGCUUCGUGGAACUGGAAUGCUACAGCCUGGCCCCCUCCACAGCAAAACUCGAGUUCUAAAAGUGGACCACUGGGUUGGAUAUCUUCGCUAGCUUCCCAGGCCCAGAAGUACGGCGAGCGCAUCUCGGAGCACGCUGCGCAGUAUGGGGAUCAGAUCAGUGCGCAAGCCUCCCAUUAUGGCCGACAGGUAGAAGAGCACGCCAUGGCGCAUGGUCGGUGGAUAGAAGAACAAGCCAGUCUCCAAGGACGAAAGGUGGAAGAUGUUUUCACCGGUCUGGUCCACCGACCCCGCAACGAAUGGCCUGCGACUGACGCUCGCGGCCAAGUUUACUAUCCAAACGCGUAUAACUAUCCCUAUCCACCGGUCGCCAACGCUGUCGAGCCUGCCGAGCCUGUCAAACCUGUCGAGCCCGCUAGCACACUACCUGUCCAACGUAUCCGUAGAUUAUCCACUGGUUCGGCCUCCUCCGACUCGUCGUUGGAAUCGAUUGACUCGUUAUCCACGACGUCGGAGCUAAGCACCUCCGAUCUGGCUACGGUUCGGGCGCAGCUCUUAUCGCUCGAAGACCACCAUGACCGCGAUUUGCAUGAAGCAGCGGUAGGGCUGCGACGGCAGCUCACCGUUUUGCAAGAGUCUCGCCGUCGGGACCGGCUCGCCGGACGCAAUUGGCGGCAGGGGUGGGGCCAGUAUCCACAGCAGCAUGGCUACGGGCGCGGCUGGGGAGGACGAUGGGAAUCGCCCCAGCAACAUGAACGAAGUGCGGCUGAGAAACGAGCCCUGAAAGAGGAGACGCGGGCCACGCGGAAGGCCUUCCGGGACGUCCUGCGGCGAGCGAGGGAGGAGCAUAAGGAGCAGCGACGGACCAAGCGCAAUCGACGCCGUCUGGAACGGUCUCGCCAAAUAGAAACCGCUCCGCCGGAGCCAACUCUCGAGCAACAGGUGCAGAAUCUGGACCUCGACCAUAACCGGGAGAGUCAGUCGACGGUCCAAUCUUUUACAUCCAUUCCUUCUCCGGCACGGUCCGUUGCCGAGAUUAGCGUGAUCAGCUCAAUCAGUACCUCUAGCACUGUAUCUUCGCAUCAUCUUGAGGAAAAUGAGCCUCAAAAUAGUGGUAAAGAAAUUCAAAAGGAGGCUGAUAAGGCCAAGCAAAGCCCGAAGGAGACGGAAAAGAUCAAGCGCAAGGAGGUACCGGGCCUAGAAAAGAAAGACAAAAAGUCCGGUUAACUCCAAGCUUCUGAACAUUUGAGUUAUUGAGCAAUUGCAUGGCAUGGAAUCCGUGAUUGGUUAUUUGGGGGGUU
Molecule: messenger RNA, 2533 nt
Organism: Aspergillus caelatus
Lineage: Eukaryota; Fungi; Ascomycota; Eurotiomycetes; Eurotiales; Aspergillaceae
Exons: 1
Coding region: 336-2459 (707 amino acids)
Source: RefSeq, a predicted model, not a curated record